Messenger RNA from Lottia gigantea (owl limpet), 1278 nucleotides. RefSeq lists its product as hypothetical. The annotation marks the transcript as partial. Lineage: Eukaryota; Metazoa; Mollusca; Gastropoda; Lottiidae. The record is from RefSeq and is a predicted model, not a curated record. The transcript has 4 exons.
UUUGGACUCAUCAUGUUCUUUUUCUACUUGUGCGACUAUAAGAAGGUAUUUCCCAUCCUGCAUAAGGAAUACAGCCGAGAUACAUUCCUGUUCUUGAUGUUUUUGUUAUUCUCCGUGGGGUGUUUCUUCACCCUCAGACCCACUACCGAUACCAUUCUUGGGAGGGUAAUUUCGUCGUUAAUAUUUUAUAUUAAAUCUUGUAGAGACCAGACUGAAGAAUGGAAAGGGUGGAUGCAGGUCAUGUUCGUAUGGUAUCACUAUUUUGCCGCCGGGGAAUGGUACAAUUGGAUCCGCAUCUACAUCGCUUGCUAUGUGUGGAUGACAGGCUUCGGUAAUUUCUCAUUUUUCUGGGUCAAGAAGGAUUUUUCACUAUGGCGGAUGUUAAAAAUGUUAUUUCGGUUAAAUUUUCUGGUGAUAUUUGUGUGUUUUGUGACGAAGAAUGAAUACAUUCUUUAUUAUAUCUGUGCAAUGCAUACCUAUUGGUUCUUCUCAGUAUACUUAUUCAUGAGAGUUCUCUCCUCUUGGAAUCAAGAUAGAAUCAAAAUGGCGGUCAAAUUUGGCGCGUAUAUCGUUUGCAAUGCGUUAAUGUUUGAAAUUCCUGGAGCUGUAUCGACUGUUUUUAGACCUCUAUGGUUCAUUUUUCAAUAUCAUGACGGAAAGCAUGAUAUCAUGCACGAGUGGGAGUUCCGUCUAGGAUUAGAUCAUUGGGCGUGUCUAGUUGGUAUGCUCUGUGCCUACAAUUACCCUCACUUCGAGGCCUUCAUGAAAUGGAUUGAGGACAAUUCGACAACUGCUCAGGAGAUGUAUAGAAAGAUGGCAAUACGUUUAGGAAUGGUGGCCGCCGCCAUCUUGUCCUUGAUAGUAUGGUACUUCACAAUUCUGACCAAAGAUAAAUAUUCUUAUAAUGCCAUUCAUCCAUACACUUCAUUCAUUCCUAUAUUAUCGUACAUCGUUCUUAGAAACUCUUUUCCUAUACUACGUAAAUAUCACGUGCAUUUGUUCGCUUGGCUAGGAAAGAUAACUCUCGAGACCUAUCUAUGUCAGCUACAUAUUUAUUUACAAUCCAACGCAAAAGACCUAUUACUCUUCAUUCCCGAGUCUCGUCUGCUCAAUUUCAGUUUGUCCACCAUUAUUUAUUUAAUCGCAUCUUAUUUCUUGUUUCUAAUCACCAAUAAUUUCAGUUCUUUUCUCAUACCAAAAGACGUAAAAUUAGUCUUACGUUAUGCGGCCAUUGGAGUCGCCAUAUUUGGCUCAUCAGUUAGUUUCGCAAUAAUUUUG